This is a messenger RNA of Spirodela intermedia, 66 nucleotides long. The record is from the annotation of a GenBank genome assembly. Lineage: Eukaryota; Viridiplantae; Streptophyta; Magnoliopsida; Alismatales; Araceae.
AUGCGUUCACGUCUGAAUUGUGAUGUGUCGAAAUAUUUUGGAGUGCACAUCGUUUUCCUUCAGUAA